AUGUUCGAGCAAGUUGAUCCGACCCGCGACCCCGUCGUUGAGCACUGGAAGAAGCCGCAGGAGAUGUUCUUGAACCCUCUCCCCGGACAGGACUCUCUCUACGACCUCACUGCCAACUCUGAGAUCAAGGAGGUAAUCGACGAGCUGCACGAACUCGAGAAUGCUCAACAAGCGACCUCGUUGCAAGAAUUCUUCCAGUGCGUCCACAACGGCACAGCCGUGAGGCCUCCUUCCAAUACCCUCGGAGACAGACUCGAUAUCUUCGAGGAGGGCAAGAUCUCCAACUGCUUCCCUCGCGGGUUCUCGUUCAAGGGUGAAGCUCUCUCUCUCGCUGCCAAGCAGCAGAACCUAGAGGCUGUGCAGGAGUUGCUGGAGGAGGGAGUGGAUAUCAACUACAGGAACGUUGACGGGGAUACAGCUCUUCACUUGGCGAGCUACAACGGAGAUGAGGAGAUCGUUGAACUUCUCUUGAAGGCUCGUGACUUUCUUCCCCUCUCGUUCAUCUUCUUGUCCAUCUCACUUGUGUCUUUGAGCAGAAUGGAGCAGACGCAUCUGCAGUCAAUGAGUACAACUCGACGUUGGUCUGCUGACCCCUUGGCCAACUUCACCAUCGAAGGGAUCCGCUACAACCAACCUGCCCCAUGUCCUUCUAAGCAACGACGUGAGCGUAUCCGCAAGCUGCUGGUGGCGGCAGGAGCGCGUGAGGGAGUACACAACUUGUGGGGCUGGACAGAAAAGAUCGAGAAGAGGAGGCUGAUGGAGACCUGGGACAAGUACGUCCAUAAGAUGCCACUUGACCUCCUUCAGAUGUCUAUCGACUUCGGUAUGGUCCCAUUGCAUAAGGUCGCCUAUCGCUUCCCCAAGGAUGUCGUAGGUGCCGUCUGGAUGCUCGCUUCCCCACCUGACGCAGCAGCAGUCACCGAGAACGAGCUUGUUGAGGAGCAGGCGAGGAAGAUGGGCAUGAACUUCUCAAUACCGCCAGGGGAUGAGGUUCAGAUGGGCACGAUCCACGAGCAGGAGCAGUCGCUGCAGCGAGGGUCUCACGUCCCCAACGUCAAUGAGAUGCUGGACCGGUUAGACGAAUUGUCAUUCGCAAACAGCACGGAGGAUCCGGACUCCACCUCGGACGGGCCCUCUGCUUCCUUAGAAGUCUACUGA
Messenger RNA from Guillardia theta CCMP2712, 1158 nucleotides. RefSeq lists its product as hypothetical. The transcript has 16 exons. The record is from RefSeq and is a predicted model, not a curated record. The coding region runs from base 1 to 1158 and encodes 385 amino acids. Gene Ontology annotation, molecular function: protein binding. Lineage: Eukaryota; Cryptophyceae; Pyrenomonadales; Geminigeraceae.